AUGUUUGAUCGAUCAGGAUGGGAUUCUUCGUGGACUGAUACGCUUGCAGUGUCAUAUCUUCUGGCUCUUCACGCCCGCUUGUCGUCACUUUUGUCAACAGCAGAAUACUUGGAUGGCUCGGAAUUGCCAUGCUUUGGUUUCAAUGAACAGUUGCGUCGUUUCGCCGCCUCACGCUCUACAUCGCCAAUUACGGUGCAAAGUACGGAAACUGUGAAGCAGCAGGAUACGGAAACAAGUCGAGACAGUAAUAAAACGCUAGAACAAGAGAUUAACGCAGUACAGGAUUUGGUGGAUGUUUCCGAUGAGCAUCAACAGUACAGGCAAGCAGUACGUGAAAAUCAAAUCAAACAGGCAAGUUCAAAUUCGACAUUGAAUUUAGUACGUUUAUUACAGGAAUUACUGGAACGUGAGGCCAAGAGUAGCCGUGUGAUCAUCGAAGUACGUCCGCAAUAUUUGGUGCCCGAUACGAAUACAUUUAUCGAUCAUUUGGAAUCAUUAAAACAAAUUGUCGAAAGCCGCCGAUUCACCGUACUAGUGCCAACCACAGUUCUGGAAGAAUUGGUUGGCUUAUCACGGCCAUCGACUUCAACAACACUUGUUCCUGGACUGCAAGGAGAUUUCCAAGAUAACUGGGUUGGUGAGCGAGCAAAAGAAGCCGUAAGCUAUUUGCGUGGUGUUGCAGAAAGGAAA
Gongylonema pulchrum is the source of this 690-nucleotide messenger RNA. Lineage: Eukaryota; Metazoa; Nematoda; Chromadorea; Rhabditida; Gongylonematidae. The record is from the annotation of a GenBank genome assembly.